AUGCAAAGGCCAUUUUGGCUCCUUGGGGGCCCCCCAGGUGGCCCCCCGGGGGGCCCCCCCGGGGGCCCCCUUGGGGGCCCCCUGGGGGGACCCCAAGGGACCUCGCCUCCUCUCAUCAUUGAGCUGGGAGCUGGCAAGGGCCUUGUCGGGCUGGGGGCCGCAGCGCUGAUUGCUGCAUUAGCUGGGCGUGAGGCAAAGGCCUUGGGGGCCCCUCAGGGGGCCCCUGGGGGUCCCCCAGGGGCCCCCAAAGGGCACUGCUGCCACUUGCUGCUGACAGACUUGCCGUACUGCUUGGAGGGCCUCCGUGCUGCAGUGGAACUAAAUAAGGCCUUUGCAGAGCCCCUUGAAGUGGCCCCCGGCGGCUGCAGUCUCUCAGGUAGCUGCAAAAGGGCCCCUAGGGGGGCCCCCCUAGGGGCCCCCGCAGGGGCCCCCAGGCUCUCCUCAGGGCCCCCAGGGCCCCCGGAGCCCCCAGGAUCGGGUGUGGGGCGGGUGGGGGCUCCCCAGGGGCUUGAAGGGGGGCCCCUGGCUGGCGUAGCUGUGGAGGCCCUUGACUGGUUCUGCCCUGAGAAAUGCAGGGCGUGGGGCCCCUCAGGGGGCCCCCCUUGCGAACCCUUCCUCGUUGUUGCUGCUGAUGUCUUAUGGCUUAAAGACCUUGUAAAGCCAUUUGUAGAGACACUGGCCUUUCUCUUGAGUCCCCCGAAGGCCCCACUAGAGCCAAGCGCUCACCUCCAAGGGCCCCCUCAGGGGUCCCCCCAGGGGCCCCCGCAGGGGCCCCCUGAGGGGCUCCUCCAGGGGCCCCCACAAGAGUGCCCACGGGGCCCCCCGCAGGGCCCCUCAGAGAACCUUUCGGGGGGCCCUUCUGAGACUCUCUCAGAGAAACACCUAGAGGGGCCCCCAGAGGGCCCCCCCGGAGGGCCCCCAGGGGGCCCCCCGGGGCGCCCCCCAGGGGGGCCCCCCUGGGGGCCCCCACAAGGGCCCUUAGGAUUUAGGGGCCCUUUGGCGCUCGUGGCGCAUCAAAGCCGCAGCAGAGCAGUUGAUGAUUUAUUUUUUUCUCUCUUGAGGGAAAAUGGACUUUUCGCUGAGGCCCUCAACCACGAGGGUCCCCGGGGCCCCAGGGGGCCCCGGGGCCCCGGGGGCCCCCGGGGGCCCUGUUGA
Molecule: messenger RNA, 1155 nt
Organism: Eimeria tenella
Lineage: Eukaryota; Apicomplexa; Conoidasida; Eucoccidiorida; Eimeriidae
Exons: 2
Coding region: 1-1155 (384 amino acids)
Source: RefSeq, a predicted model, not a curated record